Molecule: messenger RNA, 945 nt
Organism: Dermatophagoides pteronyssinus (European house dust mite)
Lineage: Eukaryota; Metazoa; Arthropoda; Arachnida; Sarcoptiformes; Pyroglyphidae
Source: RefSeq, a predicted model, not a curated record
AAUUUACGAUUCAAAUCAGAAAAAAACUUCGACAAGUUUAUAUGUAUAUGGUUGCUAAAGAUUGAUUCUGGGUUAACUUGUUGAUCCAAUAAUGAACUCAUCAAUUAAUAUUAUCAUUUGUUCUAUUAUAACAAUCCCACUAUUGAACUUUUUCACAAUUAAUGAAAUCGAAUCAGCUGGUGUACACCGAAAACAUAGCAAGAACAGCAAUUCAACUAAACCAUUUCGAUGGAUUUUGGAUAAACCACAAUGUUUAGAACCACAACGUAUGGCUAAAGUAGAUCGUUAUAUUGAACGUAUGAUUGGUUUCGGUGGUAAAGGAAGACCAUUUCCAGAAAAUGGACCACAAUUAAAACCUUAUUGCAAUGAAACUCGUGUUAUGGUAAGCUUCAUUGAUGAAUAUCUUCAUGAAUGUUAUGAACAAGAUAUACAAAAAUUGGCCAACAUUGUUUUAUAUACAUUGAAACGUAACCUACGAUAUUUUUGUAAUAAAAAACCAUCAAACAAAAAGCUAAAAAAUUUACUGAAAUUAGCUAGCUGUUUGAACACUAGAAUCAAAGAUGAUCAUUGUAUAAUGAGUAUGAUGAACAGUACAUCAGCAUUAAUACCAUCGGGUCUAAACAGUAAAGAAAAAAUUAAGUAUGUAUGUUGCUACUAUGCUGAAUUGGUUCGUUGUGGUGAUGAAUGGAUGGAUACAAUACCGUGUAUACGUAAUGAUAAACAAAUUGCAUUAGAUUUUUUACGAGGCCUUUCGGGUGAUAUCAUAUCGGUUGCAUGCAGUGAUUACAAUGAAUUUACAAAUCGAUGCGAUCAUCUAAAACCUUUGGAAAUUAAACAAACAAAUCGUAAAAAAUAUGGCUCCAUAUUGAACAUUAUGAUUGAUACGAUCGAAUCAAUGGAUGGUUUUCUUUAAUUUUUUUUCUCUUUUUGAUGAUGUAACAUAGA